AUGUGGCCAUUCUUCGUCUACCUCGACUGUGUAGCCAUUGUGCUUGGGUUCGUCACGAAUAUUGCGCUAUUCUUAGCCAUCAAAAAUCGAACAGCAUUGAAUGUGCGCUCCUACGGAAACAUGGUGAUGGUCUGCACAAUGGAAGACAUUUUCUAUACGAUUGUCCUCGCGCUAUGUCAUCAGGUAAGCCAAAAAACAAUUUUAAGAAGGCGCAAGUUAGAAGAAUCGUAUUUUACCAAAAAAUGCAAAUUUUUAGCUAAAAAAUAUUAUGAUUUUAGCAAAUUCAAAUUGUCGACCACAAACUGCUUAUUAUUUCGUAUGGAAUAGAGAACAUUCUACCAUGGUGGCCAGCCACGAUUCUCUCGUCGAUGGAAUAUUUUUUCCUCAUCGAAGCCGUCACAAUAUUGCCGGCGCAGUUCUAUUACCGAUACUAUCUCAUGACAACAACUACUACGUAUGUUUUAGAAAAUAAUUUAAUCCUGCCGAAAAUCGAAAAAAUUCCUCUUUGCUCAGUGGAAACAAAAUCCCGAAAAGAUUUAAAAAAUUGCACUGUGCGAAGAACACAUUGGCUUCUGCACAGUGCGUUUUGCAAUUUUUGUUAGCAAUUACGCAAUGGAUUUAUGAAAUACUAUCUAACGGUCACGAUGCAACAAAUUUUUUUGCUCAUGUCCAUCGAGUAAUCGCACUGUGCAAAAAUUUUCCCUCUGCACAGUGCAGAAGUAAAUUUUAAUUCUGCACAGUGCGGUAGGUUGAAAAUCGCAGUUUUUUGCGAUGCUGUGAUAGAGCAGGACCGGACAACUGAUAAUUGUAAUUUUUCCGGCAACUGGCUCCAUUUGACACAGUACUUUGAAUAAAUUUUAUUUUUGCACAGUGCAGAAACAACAUUUUAGUUUUGCACUGUGCGGUGAACAAAAAACUGACCUUUGUCGUGAUGCCCUAAAAAAGCAGUGUCGCAACACCUAUUCUUACAUUUUUCAGCCCCUUAACUUCAUGCGUUAGUGCACUAUGAAAAAAUCUUUUUUCUGCACAGUGCAGAAAUUAAUUUUCAAAGUUUAGCACCGUGCAAACGACAUCUGUUAAAACUUAAAACUUUUCCAAUGAGUCAAUUCAGCCUCAAAACUCAACAAAAAUUUUUCAGAAGCCAACGAACAAAAAAUUUUGUUCUUUUCUUCUUGGUGUUCAUGUCAUGCCUCAUCACCAGUUCGAUUGCGAUAUUUGCGGUGGCCUGUCACGUGAAGUCGGUGAGGCGCCCAAAAUCUCACUACACCGAUCUUCUGGAUCCCGUUUUUUGGGACCCCGAGACGAACCAGACGGAAUAUGCGGGCGCGGUGGACUUUGAGGACUGGGAAGGCUGGCUGUUCAUGGGCUGGGGAGGGGUUUUGAUCACCGUCAGCUACGUGAUUAUGAUGUAUUACGGUCAUCAGAGUAUCAAGGGUGUCACGUUGAACGUGGACACGCAGAAUGCGUCGGCCAAAGUGCAGCAGUUGAGGGCGCAGUUCACCAGGAACAUGAUUGCACAGGUGAGAAAAGUUUUGCGGAUAAAUUGUGGGGUUAAUGCCCGGAGGGCAUAAAAAUUUUUGAGGGUGUAAAAAGCAGCUCAAAGCUUCUAAUCAACUCUAUUUUGCAAAUUAUAUCACACAAUCUACACUAUAAAAACUUAUUUUAUUUAGUCACUAUUUUACACAGUAAAACAGUAAUUUCCACGCAGUAACAAUGAUUUAUAACCUCAAAAAACUCUUAAAGUUUUAUAGUCAUCAUUGACAAGCAUAAUUAUACCCAUUUCCUCAAGUCUAACUUUCAAUUUUCGGCGAGCUGCGCCCUACCUUUUCCCCAAAGCUUUCUCAAGUCCCCCAGAACUAAUCUAAACCUUUUUCCAGACGAUAAACAGUUUCCUCAUGGCGGUCUUUCCCAUGUUCAUCGUCGUGGUCCUCAUGUUCAGCGGGCUCAACAUCCGCUCUUACGGUGUUGCAAUAAUGAGCUUGGUCGCGUGGACCCCAUUCACAAACGCCGCAAUGUGUCUGACGAUCAUCAAACCGUAUCGCGACUACGUCAUGGGGAGGAGCAAGAGCAGUUCCAUCGUGAAAGCGACGUCAAUAGCGCCGGUCUCGUCGGCAGUUCAAAAACAAAGCAAAUAUUGA
Messenger RNA from Bursaphelenchus xylophilus (pine wood nematode), 2138 nucleotides. The record is from the annotation of a GenBank genome assembly. NCBI's taxonomy places the organism in Eukaryota, Metazoa, Nematoda, Chromadorea, Rhabditida, Aphelenchoididae.